UAUUUCUUACCAUUUAGGGAUUGGCAGUAACAGUGCUAUGGAGGCGGAUGAUGAGCCAAUAAAGGAGUUCUCCGGAAAUAUCUCUUCGCUGGAUGAACAAAUGGAGAAGAUGAAUGACAAAAAUUCUGAUCAAGAAGAUCAACUAUUAAAGCUUCGCAAUAGAAUAAAGACCUUGGAGAUGAUAUUGGAAUACAAUACUACCAAACUACAGGAGAAAGUCUCCUCUCAGGAAAACAUUAUUACAAAUCUUACUAGGCACCUGGAGUCUACUCAAGAUCAACUUGUUAGACAUGCUGCUGCUCUAGAGAAUUUGAACUCCUCUACAACAACAAUUAUCAUGGAGUUUAAACAAGUAUGGAUAGCGGUUAAUACUACGAAACAAGAAAGAGAUAACCUAACCAAGAAGGUCGAUCAGGAGUUUGAAAAUAUUCGACAGGAUGUAAGGCAGACAAAGGGAAGUUUGUUGAAUGAAACGAACUCAUCUUUGAACGAUUUUGAAAAUAAGGUCAACAGUGAAAUAAGAGUUGUUUCACUAAAGCUGAAUGAAAAAAUUGCUCAUGGUGACUACUUAUCGUCUUCAUUGGAAUCACUAAGGAAAAAUGUGACAAACAGAGUUGGAAAACUUAAACUUAGAGUUAAAAUGGAGCAAGAAAAAUCUUGCAACACAACAAAAAUUACGGAACACCAAUCCAAGUUGAUCCAGCAUUUGACGAAUUCGCUGAAUGGCACCCGGGAAGAUAUGAAAAAUGUGUCCCGAGAACAUUUCACGGCUUUGGAGCAGGUUAAAAACUCUACAGUUGGAGAACUUCAAAGAGUUCGGAUGUUAGUGAACUCAACGCAGACGGUUCUCUUGGUGCAGUUGAAGAGAGUGCAUGAAAACAUGACUAAAAAGGUUGCAAAAGAAACUGAGAAACUUGAGGCCAGAAUACAAAUCGAGGAAAACAAAUCAAAUAAUACAAAGCAGAUCACAGACGAGGACCUCAAGAAGAUUCGACAAAUCGAGAGCUUGCUUAACGUUACCCGUGAGAACGUGAGGGAAGAGUUAAAAAACCAUUUUACCGCGCUAUGGUUGGCAGGAAACUCUACCAAAAUGGAUCUUCAAAGUGUACGUAUGGUUUUGAACGUAACACGAGAUACCAUCGUUGGACAGCUAAAGAAAGUACAAGACAACUUGACUGAACAGGUCAAGAACGUUAGCAAGAUGCCGGGUCCUAUCGGACCUCCUGGCUUCAACGGAAGUCAAGGACCUGUUGGUCCCCAGGGAGCCGUGGGUCCUGCUGGUCCUAAGGGAUCAGGAGACUUCAGUCAAUGUCAGUUUAAAACAGAAACUGGAACUAUGACUCCUGGUAGCAAUAGAAUACUUGUACAUUUUGAUGAACCAGCAAAUAAAAAAAUAAUAGCAGUAACAUGCUCAACGGAUUACAACAGUGAGUAUAAUCUUAUAUCGAGGAAGCAAGCAAGUGGCGUCCGGAGAUACGUUUGCACCUGUGAUGGAAAAUCCACAUUCUUCAAAAGAGGAACUAGUUGCUACCUGAACUAUUGGAUUUGCCCCUUAUCAACAUAAUCACCUACUUAUUUCAGAACGACAGAAUUGUAUGCAUAUGUACUUGUAUAUAAGUAGUAUAUUUAAAUCAACUCAGCCUCACUUUGUACAGUGGCGUGGAGAGACCGCAAAGCAGACAGAAAAAUAAGAAUCUUUUAAAAAUCUGAGAGGUGCCUUAUCUGGUAUGGAAUUUAGUGGUCGAUAUCUUGGAAUGCCGAAUGAUGUGGAUGUGUUUAAUUUUUGCGUCAUUCGCAAGCAGUUGGUCCAAAUGAGAUUAAUUUAACAGGUAACGCUAAAAAAAGAGAAGGUUUGAACAAAUAGACGUUCGUUUAUUUAGCAAAAUAUGAUUAGCAAAAACUCAAAGCGUGAUCGAAAAUUUGCAGUUGGUAGUCUCGAAAUGUAAAUAUUCUCUACACUCUUAUAGUUUCGGAAUACCGCAACAAUGCAAACAAAAUAGAACAAACACCGCAUCACCCCGAGAAAUGUUAUCAACACACCGACACCACGAUGUAAAAAAAGUCUUAGAAUUUACCUGGUAUGAUAUGCCGGGUUAAGGUGGUUUGGGUUAGGUGGAAAAUGAGGAGUGUGGAAAGUGAGGAGUGCGGAGUGUGGAAGAUGUGGAGUGUGGAAAAUGCAGAUUGUGGAAAAUGAGGAGUGUGGAAAAUGCCGAGUGUGGAAAAUGCGGAGUGUGGAAAAUGCGGAGUGUGGGUAAGGAGUAGGUUUUAACGAUAUGAACAACAAUAACAAGCACUCCAUUUCCUUUAAGGCGAUGCAUCAUUGCGUAUUCACUACUAAACCGUACAUUACUUUUUCAAGCUUAAAAGAACGCAAAAAGGUAAACAAUAGAAUCAAACAAUCAAACGAGUGAAACAUUCAGUCAAUAACAACAAGCAGUCCAGUCCAUGCUCUUUAAAAAAGCGAUGGAUCAUUGCAGUUUAUUUUGUAGCUAUGUAAAGAGCACCGUAUAAAAUGGGUAAUAAAAAAAUCAACGCGUGAAACACGUGGACAGUGUGGACCACGUGGAGAUCAUUGCAAACUUGUAUUCAUCUGUGAAUAUGCAAAUUCGAUUGAAUCUACCCAUGGCUUACAAGUAACGUAUUUCGCAAGAUUUGCACCAUUUAGGUGUUAACGGUAACACCUUUUCGAACGUGACCAAAAAUACUUUCCAGACGCUUUCUGUCAAUUUACAAUAUUCACGGCUAACUAGCCAAAGAAAACAACAUCAGCUCGAGGCUGAUAUUUUGCUUGCAGACAAUAACAGUAUUACCCAAGUAAGACAAUUGUUAUGCAUGUAUAUAUUUUGUCUUUUUAUUUUAUAUAUAUUCUACAUUCCGCAUUUUUCACACUCGAAAAAAGUGAAAAAAUGCUAUGCUUAAGCUACAACAUACUGAGAGUAAUGUUUCACUCGUUUGAUUCUUUUGUUUACCUUUUACCUUUUGUUUUUAACGUUAAAACCGUGAAGCCCCUAAAGCACCUUCUAGCACAGGAUUUUAGUCAUAUCCUGUGGUUAUUCUUGUGGAUGUUUUGUUGUGUUCACCCACAACUUUGUAUUUUGUAGUUUUAUCCUGAUGAAGUCGAAACCGGUCGAUUAAGAAACCCAAUACUACAAGACAAGUUGCUGUGUGCUGCCGAAUAGUUCUCUUAUUAAAUUAUAAAUUUUUCCACACUCCGCAUUUUCCACACUCCUCAUUUUCCACACUCCGCCUAACUAAUUCAAAUUGUUCUUCAACACAAUACCGCAUUGAAAAAGGGUCAACACCGCAACAUCGCAAACCCCAAUGUUUCCCUCAUGUUAAAUAAACGAUAACUGAGAAAGUUUGACAAAAGAUCUCUUUAUUCUAUCCAAGCGUUGAACAUAGAAGCUUGGCCUCUCGGAGAAACAAUUUAAAGCAAAUUACUCGUCUUGUCUCUGUUUAAAACCUACCUUGUUAAUACUUAUAUAGAUUUUCACCCUUUUUUUAAUCUCAUUAUUGCUACUGCUAAGUGGAAGUAUAACUCAGAACCUCUGACAGUUUGGAAUAAAGAAGGAAAAACGCAAGACCGGGAACGGAAAUCAUUGCGUGAGCUUAAACUUAGUUUUGCAUUGAUUUCCUUUCUUGGCGUCGCUUUUCUACAUUUUCGUGAA
Messenger RNA from Stylophora pistillata, 3668 nucleotides. RefSeq lists its product as uncharacterized. NCBI's taxonomy places the organism in Eukaryota, Metazoa, Cnidaria, Anthozoa, Scleractinia, Pocilloporidae. The record is from RefSeq and is a predicted model, not a curated record.